AUGUCUGAACCACCAAUUCCAAGUGCUCGUCGAGCACUUUUAUUUGCAAAAUAUCGACCACUUUUAACAACACCAUUCUUCUUUGGAUUUUCAACACAUGUUCUUUCUCCAAAUUUAUUUACCAGAUUACUUGGUCCUCGAAUCGAUUUACCGAUAAGUAAUAUACUUCUAUUUGGAUCUCAUGUUGGUGUUACUUCGUAUUUAUAUACGUCAAAGCAUUUAAGAAAGGCUGAUAAAUUUGAACGUUUAUUAUACAGUGUAUAUGGUUCAGCAAUGUUUAAUUUUGGUACAGUUUUAGUUAUGUCGCUUGUUCGAUCAAUAUUUCCUGAUAAUGAAACACUUCGUUUAGGAAUUGGUUUAUCAACUGGCGCUGCUUUAUUAUUCAUUGGUAGAAAAUAUGUGAAUUAUAUUGAUCAAGUUUUUGAAACAGUUCGAUUUCGUGCAAUACCACGAUCUUAA
Adineta steineri is the source of this 459-nucleotide messenger RNA. Lineage: Eukaryota; Metazoa; Rotifera; Eurotatoria; Adinetida; Adinetidae. The record is from the annotation of a GenBank genome assembly.